Molecule: messenger RNA, 6177 nt
Organism: Symbiodinium sp. CCMP2592
Lineage: Eukaryota; Dinophyceae; Suessiales; Symbiodiniaceae
Source: the annotation of a GenBank genome assembly
AUGGCUACUUCGGCUGGUGAGGCGGCCCAGCCUCAGCCUGCGGCUGGAGAUGAUGGAGGGGCGAGCCCAGGGGGCGCGUCCGUGGGAGCGCCCGCGGCUACGCCGCCCUCGGCGCAAGCUGUGACCCCAGAGAUCGUCUUGGGGCGUUUGGCAGAAGCGGUUUCUCAGCUAGCUGCAGCCAGUGGGUCGUCUGGUGGCAGUCCUUGGAAAGAGAGCAAGUGGAUCAAGAGCCCAGAGGUUUUCAGUGCUAAGACCUUAGAUGAGGAGGUUGCUCUUUGGCCCGAUUGGUCCUUCAGCUUCCGGAACUUCAUGGCAGUUCAAGAUGAUGAAUAUAGGGCUGAUUUUGAGAAAGCCGAGACUGCAACGAUGUGGGUUUCCUUUGAGGAUUAUAGUCCGGCUUUGCGAGCGCGUUCUUUGAGAUUGUAUUCGGUGCUGGCCUCCUACUUGAAGGGCCGUGCUUUGAAGAUCUUGAGAUCCGUGGCAAGUGGCGAUGGCUUUAGGGUCUGGAGGCAGUUGGCAGAAGAAUUGCAGCCAUCGUCCCGACCCCGGACGCUGGCUUUAGCACAGGCCCUCACCAAGUUCCCACCUCUUCGAGAUGGCGGUUCAGUCUUAGAGUAUGCUCUCACGUUCGAAAAACUGGUCUCGGAGUACGAAAAGGCCUCCUCCAAGACCUACCCAGACGAUUUAAAGAUAGGGACCCUCCUCAGUGGCCUACCCCAAGAUGUGAAGCGCUACUUGCAGUUGCAGAUAGAUGAUUCAACAACUUAUCAGAAGCUGAGGGGCAUCUUGCUGCAGUUUGAGCGCACUUCAACAACUUGGAGCACGGAGUAUGUCAUGAAAGCCAUAGGCCUCGAUAAGAACUCGUACCCAGGAGAUGGACAAGGUCUUGCCCCAAUGGACGUGGACCGCGUCGAGAAAGGCAAAGCAAAGGGAAAGGACGCCAAGGGCAAGGGCCGUGGCGACAAAGGAAAGGGGUUUAAGGGCUACAAGGGGUACUACCAGACCGGCAAGGGCAAACCUGGUUUUGGCAAGGGCUUUCAGUUCGGUGGCUUCGGAAAAGGCAACCAGGACAAAGGCAAGGGCUACAAGGGCAAGUGGGCCCAUGAAGGCGGCAAGCAGGGCAAGAAAGGUGGAGCUGUUAAGGGUCCUUGCUUUGUAUGUGGUCGCAUGGGUCACCGAGCAGCUGAGUGCAGAGAUCGCCGCGUGAACCAAGUUGAAGACGAUAAUGUUUGCCGCAUGGAGCUGGACACGUGGCCGCUGAUCGAGGAGCUCCCAGACGACGAUGGUGACAACACUGGGGCUUGGCAUAGCACUGCUUUGGUUUCGGAGGUUGACUUUUACGAGGGUGAAGAAGCUUGGGAUGAGUAUGGCUGGUGGGAUGAAUCCGAAAUUCCUGCUGAAGCCUAUGAGUACAUCAGGGCAGUCAGUGCGUGUGAUGGUUGGUACAGUGACUCUAGCGCUGAGUUUGAAGAGGUAGACUUUGCAAGCGUCGAGUGCUUUGAGCUAGAGUGUGAGCUUCCUUCCACCAGCACGCUUUGCUUUGAGCUUGAUCGUGACAGCAGCGGAGAUGAGUUUUUCCGAGAGUGCAGUUCUGAAUGCGACUGUGAAGUUCGUGCGGUGUGCUGCCCUACGGACCCUUCCGAGCCCUGUGAAGUCAUCUUGGAUUCAGGUGCUGAUGUCACUGUGCUUCCAGCGCAUCUCUUCAGCACCGUCGGUGUGGCGGAGAAGCAGACUACUCGGCUCUUGGAUGCCCAAGGCACGCCGAUUCCGCAGAUGUCGCAGAGAGCCAAUGUUUCCUUUGUGGUGCAAGGGCUUGAUGGUCGAGAGAUUGUUUUCCGAGAUCGAGCGGUGCUAGCAAAUGUUCGGCAACCUUUGUUAUGUGCUGGUAAGCUGUUUCGCGGUGGCUGGUAUCCGAAAGCUAGUUCUACAGAAGACGGCGUCAUGGUGAUGUGCAAAGGCGAUCAAGAGUUUCCCCUCCACUUUGCCCGAAAUUCUGUUGCAGCCACCAUGCGCAUUCUGAGGACCGAAGAAGCUUGUGUACGCGUGGUGAUUGAGGUGAGCGAUGAGUUCUUAGCUGGACUCAAGCGGCAAGGCUGGCAAGUGACUUCGGGAUCAACGCCCACACAUGUGCAGUGGAACUCUACAGUGACUGCAGACCCCAGCCAGCUUUAUGACCCCGAGAUCCUGCCUCUUCGUACCACGUUGGUGCACAAAGGGGAGAACAGGUUUGAGAUUUUCGAGUGCGGUGAGAAUUGGGAGUUGAAGCCUGUGGUGGAUAUAGGGUGCCAGCCGACUAGGAUCGUGACCUUGUUGACUCAGAACGCCUUGGCUGCCACUGACCUGGGAAAAGUUGUUGCUGACCCUCAAUCCCCUCUGGUUCCCAGGUUACCUGCUGCGUCUCAAGAAGAAGCUGCCGAACCUGGAGAAGCGGAUGAUGGAGUUCAACAGCCAGGCGCGCCCGUGGGCGGACCGGAGAUGCAAGAAGUGCCAUUGGAAGGCGAGGUGGUGAAGGUAGGUGACAAGGAGUUUCGUGAAACCUCUAGCCUUCGUGAUCUUCGCUGGGCGUGCCGCUACUUGAAGCUUCCGCAGAGUGGUGCUAAGAGUUUGUUGUGGACGCGUUUGCAGAAAGAGAUUGCACUCAACAAGCUCAAGUCAGCUGUGCAAGCAAGUGAUGCAGUCAUAGCAGAGUACACCCCUGAUGUCAAUCACGGCCCUCUUCCUCAACGCCCCGACAACAAACCGGCCGUGGAAGAGCUGGUCAAGAUGGCUUCGAUCCUCGGCUUUGACCAGGUCACCCUUAGAGGGGACAGCGAGCCUUCAAUGAAGAAGCUUUUGCAGAUGGUGCAGAUGGCUAGGACACGGUUGGGGUUAAAGACUGAGAUCGAGACGGCAAACCCCGACUCCAGCGAACAUCAGGGAUUGAGAGCAGAGCGCUACAUAGAUAAAGUUCGCCGCCUUGGUCUUUGCCUCUUGCACACCGUGUCUGCCAAUUCGAAAGUCGAGUUGAAAUCGAGCCACCCGUUGUACCAGUGGAGCUUCAGGCAUGCAGCCUUCUUACUGACGCGUUACCAUGUUCACACAGAUGGGGUCACUUCGUUCGAGUUGGUCCAUGGGCGAAAGUUCGAUGCAAAGAUUGCAGCGUUUGGGUCGGUUGUCUUUUGCCAACUGUUACCCAAACCGAAGACGAAAGGGAUUCCAUGGGAAAAGUGUGUGUACCUCGGCCGUUCCUCAAUGGGUUCUUUGAGCAUCGUCUCUUCCAGCAAGGGCAUAGGGUAUGCACGGACAGUUCGGAGAGCAGCUGAAGUAUAUCAAGCAGAUGCUUUGCUGGCAAUGCGCGGUGUUCCUUGGAAUCCUUUGCAAGAUGUAGUCACCAUGCGUGUUCCUCGGGGCCCCCGAGUACGGGUUCCGUUGCUUGUUGAUGCAGCACCUUCUGCUGCACCACCCGGGGACGAAGCGGCCAGUGAUCCUCCAACCUCGGCGACUUCAGAAGCACCUGCAGGCAGCCCCGGGGAGAGCAUCUUAGAUGGGUUGAGUGGAGCUGCCAGCAACAGCUCACACGAGCUCAUCCCAGCGGACAUGGAGGUUGGAAGGGUUGAGUGGUUUCCCGUUCGUGUGGUAGAUGCAGAAAAGCCGCAUGGACACGAAGAUGACAUUGUGGUGUGUGACCCUGAAGAGAGUUUGGAGCUGCAGUGCGACGAGGGCUUUGCAAGUGAAGAGGAAGGCGUUCCCGAAACUUCUGACGGUGAGAGAGGUGACGCAGGGAUGCCUUGGGAAGGCCGUGAGUAUGUAGAGGGACCCCCAGAACUCGAAGCUCAGGCUUUGGCUGACCUUGACAAGCAGAUGGAGCUCAAGGAGCUCGACCGCCUCCUUGGCAUGACAGUGCUGAGACCGAUGAAUGGAGAGCAAGAUAGAGAAGGGAAAGUGCGUCUUCAAUGCAAGUAUGUACUGGACUGGCGAUAUAGGAAUGGUUGGUUGCGUCGUGCACGGCUUGUUGCAAAAGAAUACCGGUUUCUCGAGCCCUCGCUGACGGACCUGUAUAGUCCUGCUUCGGUGUCCUGUAGCCACAAACUACUUGCGUGUUUGGCUGCAGGGAACAGCUCACUGGAGCUGCUGAGCGUCGACAUUACCGACGCUUACUUGCAAGUGAGACAGAGGCGGCCCACGUACAUCCAGACCCACAUCGGCGACCUAGAACUCCUUUACAAUCUACCCGGUCAGAGAGCAGGGGCAAAAGAUUGGUUCACCCACCUCCUCGGGAUCCUAAAGAACAAAGGCCUCAACAGCUUCAUCGGCAACCCCUCUCUGUUCUGCGUAGAGCAAAAGUUGGCGCUGAACAGCCAUGUCGAUGAUAUGCAAAUUCUAGGACCCAGGGGUGCGCCCAUGCAAUUGGCCAGUGACCUCAAGGCUGAAGGCUUGAAGUUGAAAGUGGAUGGCCCCGUUGACUUGGGUAGUGGCUGUUCCCAUUUCUUGAAGAAGAAGUUCCAAGGGCUCGGUGACGCCAUUGAGGUGACCCAGGAUACAAAGUAUGCAGAAAGGCUUCAGUCAAUCUUGGGUUUGGAGAAAGCUCACGGCAAGCAAAAUCCGAGUCCACCCAAGAUUCCCGCGCCAGGGCAAGGAGCGAGCUUAGACUCCGAGCACCUCCACCUCUAUAAGCGGUGCGUGGGUAUCCUCAUGUACAUGAGUGCUGAGAGACCGGACUUGCAGUACAUGGUGAAGGUGUUGUCUUCGAGGAAUAGUUCCCCUACCGUUGAGGACUUUGGUCUGUUGCGUCAUGUCGUGAAGUACCUCAAGCUACACCCAGUGAUCCCGAUUAGGUUGGAAAGGACCAAGCCAGGGAAGACCUUGAAGCAGAAGUGGGACGGUGUAGAUCCUGAUGAACCCGAAGAUCCCAACAUGCCGUUUGGAGCACACCAUGUGUUGGAGGUAGUGACUGACGCAGAUUGGGGAAGCCAAGCCUUCUCAGAUCGGAGAUCGAUAUCUUCGUUCUGCAUAUUCCUCAACGGCAACCUGUGUCACGCAGGUAACAAAGUGCAGAAGACGAUCAGCCUCAGUUCUGCCGAGUCCGAGCUGAUGGCCACCUUGCUUGGACUCUCGGAGGGAAUAUUCCUUAAGCACAUGUUGCAGUUUUUGGUUGGUUCCCAAGCUACGGUAAAGUUGGUGCACAUGGUCGACAAUGCGGCUACCCGAAGUAUUCUUCAACGCCAAGGUCUAGGAAGAACUCGACACAUCAGCUUAGGGUACUUGUGGGCGCAGAAAGCGCUCAACGAAGGAGUGUAUGAAACGAAGGCCAUUCCAACCAAAGAUUGCCCAGCUGAUUUGCAGACGAAGCCGCAUCCGCGUACCAGGAUGAAUCAUCUCAUGAGCCUCAUGGGUCUCGGCAUUAACCACAGUGUGACGGUGAACCAAGUUAGUGCCACGCCAAUCGCGACCAACAUGGGAGCCGGUCAAAUCCUUAGAGCUUUAGCGCUUUUGCUCGAGGGGGGAGUUGUGACCGGCCAGUUUGCGCAGAUGAGCGGCCAUGCUUCGAGUACGACUUCGGGGUUUGAGUUCCUGUUCGGCCUGAGUGCGCAGAAGCUUCACUUCGCAAUGUUCUUUGUGAUGAUGGUGUGCAUGAUCGGACUGGUGAUUUACAUGGCGCCCAAGAGGCGCUGGAAUCGCGAGUCCACCGCCUCCAGCGACAACAUGAACCAAGUGCGAGAUCGAGUACAUCAGUGGUUCUCCCGAGAGUUGGGAAUCAUUGAGGAUGGCAUCGCUAACCAUGGCGAGCCCGGUGGCAUAUGUGAAGACACAAGUUGGAGGGCGAGUCAGCCCUCAAGUUCUACAGCGCGCGAUGGUGGAGAUGAGCGUUGGCUUCUUUGUCCUUUUGAAGGUGCACACGGCAGUGACGACGAAGGGGGAGCCAACGAAGCCUACACACAGAGCUACUACUACGACGGCGAGGAGCAGGAGGAGCACAACGUCGAGAACGAGGUCCAGGACGUUCCUCAUGAUCCUCGCGGUGAUCCUGAGGACAAGGUUUACAUCAUCGGCGAGCCGAAGCGCGGCAAGAGUUACCACAAGGUCUCGUGUGGAAACGUGGUGCGUUGGAUGAGUCACCUCCCAUCCAAUGUCAAGAAGAUCGACCGCCAGGUUGCAGUGAACAAGCAGCUCAAAGCCUGCAAGCAGUGUAAGCCGUGA